GGAAACUCCCUAUGAGACGGACUGCCGAAUGUGGACCUGCUGGCGAGGAAGGCACCAACUCCUCCUCAACAGUUGCUACAGACGCUGACCAAGAAGACUCCGCAGAACUGAGUCGAGAUAGCACCUCUUCUUUCGAAGAAAAUGCAGUCGAGCAUGAGAGCAAUGAAGAUAUUUCCUCGCUCUCUGUAUGUGAGCUACGAAAGGCUCUGCAAGAUGCGAAAAAGAAAAACACUGAUUUGCAUGAAAACUUGUCGACAUCAAAAAAGAAGUUGAAGACUGCUGCCAGGAAAACAAAGCGGUUAGAGAAAGAUCUCUCAGCGCUGGCCAAAAAUCUGGAUUUCUUGAAAGAGGACCAGAAGGCUGCCUUGAAGAGAAAGAGCCGGAAAGGUAGUGCAUGGAGUGCAGAAACCAUAAAGAAAGCGCUGCAACUCAAAUUUGCUUGUGGCUCUGCAGGCUACGACUUACUAUUAGAACAGGGCAAGCCUCUUCCCUCACUUUGCAGAACACUUUGCAGACUACUGCAGCACCUGUCAUUUAAUCCCAGCGUUUUGAUUGAUAUAGUAAAUAUGAUGAAAGUGAAAGUGGCCGCAAUGUCAAACAUUGAAAAAGACUGCGUCAUAUUUCUCGAUGAAAUGGAGAUUCGCAAGGGUGUCGAGCUAUACCGCAGUGGUGACGGCUUCCUUGGCAAGGUGACGCUCCCUGAAACCGACCGAGCAGCAAACCAUGUACUCGUCUUUAUGGUUGGGGGCCUAAACACCCGCUGUAAGCAGGUGAUUGCUUAUCACUACACAGGUGCUUUUGUCAAUGGAGAGAAGCUGAGAGACUUUGUCUUCCAUUUAAUCAACCUUUGUGCAGACAUUUCUUUGCGUGUGCUGUGCGUGACAUGCGACAUGGGGAGCUCCAACCGUGCGAUGUGGCGGAGCUUAAACCUGUCAAGCUCCCGCUACUCUGUCACUAAAUGCACUGUUCCCCACCCAUGUGACAAUUCUAUGUCAUUGUUUUUUAUGCCGGAUCCUUCACAACAGAUGAAAUUGCACCCCUGUGGGCAAUAAACAGGCGAGGAACUCGCAGUUACACUUUGAAAGAUUAAAAAGCAGACAGGUUGUCUUUGCGAGCAAAAGAAACAGAAACAGCUCGCGCGACAGAAGCGAAACCAACCGCCGCGCGCGAGCGGCUGUUAUCAAAGCGCAGGAAUUGAAAAACCAAAAACCACGUAGAAAAAGAAAAAAACAACAAUUUCUUCCACUCGCACGGAGCAGUAGCACCUGCUGGGCAACGGAUCUUUAAAAUGAUAGCCUGUUUAAAAUGAUAGCCAACUGACGGCACACUAAUUGUUCAACCUCGACCACUCGGGGCCCUAAAAUUAAUUCGUACAAUUACGUCUUCGACCCUCGGAUGUUAAAAUGGCUAUUACGAGUAAAAAGAUGCGCAGUGCAAUAUUUAUAAAAAGAUUGUUCAAAUCAAAGCACUCGAAGCGCGCCGAGAGCAUGAACGGCGCCGUUACGAACGCUAGCGCGGCCGAUCCCGUGUGCUUCAAUAUGGCGGCGCCGUUGAGGUUGUCUCCACCCUGAACAGCGCCGCUGGCAUCGAUGCACCCUAAGAAAGGCGGAGCCCGCACGGUGGCGGAAAAGUUCAAAAGAUGGCGCUAUUUUUAAACAUUGAGUGGUUUAACUCCGAUGAUGAUGAUCUAUUGGGAUCCCCUUUGAAACGGGGCGGAGACAAAUCGUCACCUAGCCUGAUUGAGUUACUGAGGUAUGCUGUCAAUGCUUUUCCUUCUGGCAUUUUCUGGCUUCGAUCACUUUUGGCCACACUGUCGCCUCGACGAUAGUAUCGCCGGCAGGCGCGCGCUGAUUGGCUGGUUGAGCAAAAUCGGAUGACGUAGUGCUCAACCAGCCAAUCAAUUCGUCCAAUUUUGCCAAAACAGCCAAUCAGCGCACACCGAUGGCAAAGGUGUGGCCAAGGCGGUAGCAUCGCCGAAAGUGAUCCGUCGCAGAAUAUAUCCCUUGUACACAUCUCUUUCAUCUUCUCUAUCUACCUAGUACCGCUGCCUAUGCUUGUAAUGGAUCCGGUUGUAUCAGUCUGUUCCGUGCUUGUUUUCCACCAUUACUCUAAAUGUCUCUUGCUUAUCUCGACUGUUGACCAGUUGAUACUUCUGUCUACUUUAAAUCCAAGCACUUCUGUAAGUUGUAUGUUAAAUAAUGGUAUUGCUGGAUGAAUCCCUUCACAUUCCAUUAGGAUAUACUGAGUGGUCUCCGGAUCUUUGCUGCGGCAUACACAUGCCUCAUCUAAUUGCGAAUAUUUGCUCCGGUAUGUUUUUGUCCUUACGCAACCAACUCUAGCCUCAAAUAGCAAGGAACUUGCCUUCGUGUAGAGUUUCCCUUCCACUUUCUUUUUUCUCAUUCUUGUAAAUCUCCAUGGCCUUUUUCGUUUCCAUUCUUUGCAUCCAAUUCGCUAUCUCUGUUUCUCUCACUUUCUCUCUGAUUAUUCCUUGUUGUCUACCUACAUAUUCAAUUACCUUGUAACCCGUCGGGGUUGCUCAGUGGCUAUGGUGUUGGGCUGCUGAGCACGAGGUCGCGGGAUCGAAUCCCAGCCGCGGCAGCCGCAUUUCGAUGGGGGCGAAAUGCGAAAACACGUGUGUGCUUAGAUUUAGGCGCGCGUUAAAGAACCCCAGGUAAUUGAAAUUUCCGGAGUCCUCCACUACGGCGUGCCUCAUAAUCAUAAAGUGGUUUUGGCACGUAAAACCCCAUAAUUAAAUUAAUUACCUUGUACUUGGUUGCCAACUUUCUUGACUUCUUCCUUCAUUCUAUGUCUACACUUUUUAGGUACAGACAGUUGCGCACUUUAGCCGCCCAUUCAUUUUGAUGCAUGUUCCCGAGUCUUCAAAACUAAUUUUGCUCUGCGCUUCUCUCACUUCAAACGAGACCCAACCCAUGUACCCUUGCACUGCCUCAUUUGUGGUUUUGCCGAGGGCUCCCAAAGCCAACCGAUCUUUCGUUAACUUCCAACCCCGACAUCCAAUUUUUUUGGCAUUUGCGAACGUCAGCGCUGGCACCAUGACUCCUUCGCAGAUUCCAUACACCACUCAUAUUUACUGUGGCCCCCAUGUUCCAUUACUGCUGUAUCACGCUACCUUUUUAUUUUCAGAUUAUCUUGGUGGGGUGCUUAAGUCUUUCCUUCGUUUAUGUAUACACAGAGGUAUUUAUACCACUUGACUACACGUGUGAGCUGCUGUUAAAUCGGCACCAUGAGUUACUCGGCUGUUCAUUAAAAUCAUAAUUCCUGAUUUCUCUGUGCUAAAUUUACAGCAUGGAUAUGUCAUUGCGUUGGCCAGCGUCUAAAUCUCCUGCAUUGUCCGCUAUAGUCGGAACUUAAGUCUGCAGUGAAGCCCCGCCCACGCCCUCAUAACCGCCAGCCACUGUUCCUCUGCAAGGCUGCAAAUAGUUCGUACUUCAAACUUUUCUUGUUACCUAAACAAUGCAGUAACCACAAAAAUAAAGUUAUAAGCACGUAUACGUUUUUACUCGUCUGUUAUCGUGGAACGGCGAAAGCCUAAUUGUAUAUUGAACUGAAAUAAAACGCUUGUUUUGCUGCAACUAUAUUUACUGUCAAGUUUUGCAUCAGUUGGCAGUGAAGUUUCACUAGUAAAACGGGCUCAGCAAUGAAAUGAACUGUACCGAAGACUUUUGAAGAGUGAAGUGCUCAGACUCCAUACGCUUUGUCCAUGUCUGUUGCACACCUCAUCGCUUCCGCCGAUGAAAACUCUUCAAGAACAGCAGACUCUGAGGAGGUAUCAAGUACCAUUUUGAAAACGUCGCAUGACAAUGACUCUGUUUGCUUCUGUGAUUGGCUAGGUGAGUAACAAAACGCCGUGCGAUCCGUGUGCCUUGGUUGCCAACUUCUGUUGUUUAAUGUUGUAUCCUACUAUAGUAGCACUAUGUCGUCCGCGAGUGCGAGGACCUUCUGUUGCACUAUUUGUCCAUUACGCGUGUAUAAUAAAUCAAAUCCUGAUGACUGUUUUCCAGUUCUCUUAAUUUUCUGUCCUUAACAUAAAGCAUGCAUAACAAUGGAGACAGGGGCAUCCUUGCUUCAGUCCUUGGUUAAUUUCCACCACUUCAUUACAAUUUCGGCCUUCACAUACAACACAGUUAAAAUGGUUGCACCCUUUGGGGCUUAUCUUGUACCACAACAAUAAUUGUUAUCUGCCUUGCUCACGAAAAAUCUGGAAGAAUCUGCGCUCGCUGCUUUCCUGUCGACAAUGCUGUUAAGACGAUAACGUGCAUGCCGUUCAUGACCUGGAAGUACCGGUCUCGCAGCGUUAAAGAAAUAAAAUGCGGGCAAGAUAGAUGACAAUUAUUAUUGUGGGACAAGAUAAGCCCCAAAAGGUGCAAACUUUUUUAGAAGUGAAUUUUUACUCGGUUGUUUCCAUAUAUGUCCCUCAGCGGCUCCAUGAAAUCGUCUAUGCCUUCGUGCUUGAGAAAAUCCCAUCACAAAUCCCCGUCUACGUUGUCGUAGGCUCUCUUAAUAUCUAGAAAUGCUAUCCAUAAAGGUCUAUUCGGCUACUGAAAUCGAUACGCGCUGAGUUAGAAUAAAAUGCAGGAGUUUCACCUGAAAGGCGGAGCAUCGAUUGCGAUAGCAAAUUAGCAAAUUAGUGGACAGCUGUACGAAGGAAGGAUAGUAGUUUUAUCGGUCAUAUAAACUUGCAAAAAUAGGCAUACUAACUAAAUCAACAAGCAUGGUGUCAUGUGCACACACGCAAACAAACACGUCACUCGAUGACAGCAGAAACUCGCUGUCAAAAUGCUGGAGUGAGGAAGCGCGGCAGCAGCAGCGAGUGAAUCGACCUUCGUGCCGAGUCUCGCAUGAACACGAACUAAGGCACAGAAACACAACGCGCGGCGGGCUCUGUCCCUGUCGCAUAUGGCUUUCAAGAUACAGCUGCCUGGAGUAGAACACGCCCACCCUCACUACUCUCCCCCGGAGUCUUGCGCGCGACGGAAGACAACGCGCUUCCCUCCCUUGCGUGCGCGAGAUUGAGCUGUGAUCGCCGGCUCACCCUCGCAUGCUUUCACUCGCACAUACAGCAUACGACGCGCAGCAACCAUUUUAUCGCCCUUGGACUUUAUACAGAAUCUCACGGCAGCAGCAGAAAUGCACCUGGAGUGUCCAUAUAUUUACUAUCGCAAUAAAACUUUAUAUUCCAAGCGUCUGCCUGGUCUGAACCCAUUCUGUAGUUCCCCCAGUAUAACAUUUCUUUCCGCCCAUUUCGACAGUUCUAAUUUUAUGGCUCGCAUUGCCAUUCUAUAUAGCACCGACGUUACUGUAACUGCGCUGUACAAGCUCGUCCUAUCCUUAUCACCUUUGCCUUUGUAGGUGACGUUCAUCUUGCUUUCACGUCACGCCAUCCAACUGGGAUUUUUUUCAUUUUAAUCAAUUGUUCAAUGGCAUUAAUCAACAGUGCCUUGCUCUUUAGACCGAAGUUCUUGAUUAGCUAUAUUGGGAUUUUAUUGGGCGCUACGGUGGUGUUAUUAGGGACAUUUCCUUCUAAUUUUUUUCAGUAAAAGUUUUCUAUUGUAAAUUUUGAUCUCUCAGGCUUCACUGUUGAUGCUGGAUCUGUUUCAGUCUGAACUAUGCUUUCUUUGCUAUGCAUCUGAACUUUGGAUCUGAAGUGGUGUACCCUGGUCUGCAACCGCCACCUCUUGGUGGCAUCUUGAACUAGCAAUGACGGUUGCUGGCAAUGGCUUUCCUCCAUUCUCAGCUUACCCUCGCAUGCUUUCCCAGCACUCACACCAUACAGUACCAGGUCUUAUCAUUGUUGGACUUUAUACAGAACAUCACGGUGACGACGAUUGCAAAAAUUUGACUGGAAUGCUCAUAUAAUCAUACUGCAAUAAAAGCUAACCGGGCGUCCGCAUGUUGGCUGUACACUUGAUAGCAGACGAUGCUCAUUGCAUUCGCAAAAAUUUUGAGACGUCGCACAGAAUCGAUAUUUACGCUUGAAAUAGAACACCAAAUUAAGAACAUGUAAGCGCAGUAGCUCUCAGUGCCCAUACACAGAGCACACCUCUGCCCAAUCUAGUUAGGGAGCAGUGCUCUCGGCCCAUUCAAUAGCUGAAUGGAGCUCACUCCCCCUGGUUUUGAUGUCCGCCAUCAACCGUGGCCGGAAUACAAAAAACCAUUGGGAGAAAAUUACAAAGAAAAAUUAUCAUUGUGCCGCGAGGGUUUGAACUUAUGACCAACAAAGUGACAGAGGUUCCUAGCCUUACUCUGCCGAUGCGCUACUACAGUGGAGAAUACGGAUCCUCGAGAGCAUGAUCGUGCCAGCAGUUGCCAUGAUAGGCUAAUGCCUCCUCAACAAGUGUAUACUGGAUAGAUCUGACGUUGAUGUCUUCUUCAUGUUCUAGAUUAUCCCCUGCCCAAUUGCAGAAGCGGUGCUAAAUAAAAUUAAGUUAAUUUUUGUUUCUUUGUUUUUUUUUUCUUCUACAUCUAUUACGACAGCAAGUGAGCACAGCUAUUUCAUCUUCAUUAGUCCUCUAAAUUCAAGGAACACCUGAUAAAUGCAGCAGUAAGCUAAGGGCUGUUUUAAAAGAGACCAGUGGCAAAGCCUGGAUAGAUAAAAGGAGGAAGAAAAAGAGCCCUUCCACUUCACCAUUGGGAGGCACAGCUUCCACAAACAUGACUCUCACUUCUUUCACUUCUUGGAAGAGCACUCGCUCACUCCCCCAUGCAAAUGUUCGCUCUUAACAAAAAACACCUCACGAAACAGUCUAGGGCUCACUGCGCAUUAUAUUUCGCCAGCUAUUGCAUCACUGCUUUGCAUUAUUGGCGAAACAAAUUUUUUUGCUCAUGUUCUUACAGCAUCAAUACAAAAGCAACAGGCAUUCGCAAGGCGAGAGAGAAAGAGUGCCACACACAAACUAGCAGCUUUAGGGGAGGGAGAGCAAGUCAAAGACGAAGCAUUCCUGUACUCAGUUGAACAAUCUCCAUGCAUUGGUGAAGCAACAGGUCGUGUCGGCCAAUAGAAAGAAAAGCUCACCUAUGCUGCGACAGAGUGUUCCAUCCUUCCAUUCAAAAGACUGACAAUGGGUGAGCAUUUCUUAGACAUGUGGAAGAUAUCAGCCCUGCUUGUACUGUGGCGAAACACUGCCCUCGAACCUCACAAAAUUGUGGCAUUGUACCAAACCUACCAGAUAACCAACAAGAACUCUUAAAUAUUAAUACAGUACAGGAAGUAGGCGAAAUAUCACAGCACGGCAGGACACAUACAUAAGCAUAAGCAUGAUACCCAAGCUGGGGAAGCUAGCCCAGGAAAACUGCCUCCCAUCCAAAAAACAGACCAACUGCCUCAUACUCUCAUCAGCGUGCAGAAGCACAUCAGUACUUUAGACAUGAUCCCCAUGAUACAGAAAGUUGGUGAUGCCCUUAGCAUAGUCGAUGUUGAUCACGAAAGCCUUCAAAACUUUCCUGCACACCAUUCUACAAAACCUGGCAGAAAUGAAGCCCGGUAAUUGAAUGCUCCAUUACAUCAGAGUUUCCCGACUGACUGUAAUAUCCACAUCCUGGGACAGCCUAACCAUUCAAACACUUUUCACACACAGAGCCACCCCCAGGGUGUGAUACUCGCAUCAAUGUUACUUUUUAAUGUUUUUUUUUACCAUUAGUGAAGGUCCAAGCCCUUCAUACUUUUGGAAAAAUACUGGCAAAAUAUCAGAGCACCUUAAAUAAUUCACUAUUUGUUUCUGUGAACCAUUUCUGGUUUUUGCACACAGGUGGAUGCAUCGUGAAAAAAAUGGCUUGUUCCAUUCCUUCAAACACUGCAGCUGUCACAUGCAAGCUCACUCAUGUGUGCAGGCCCACAAUUUUGUAGCGAUGACUUUUGCUAUGCUAUUCCUUUUAAUGCUUCAAUGGUCAGUGAAACCCCGCCUGCAUCAUGAAUUAGAUCAGGCAGCCAUGGAUGGUGGAUGGCAAGAGUGCCAUACAAUCAAGCAAAAGGCAUCAAUCCCCUGCACUAUUCUUUAUGAGCAUCAUCAUCAUACCUGGCUUUAUUACAUCAGCAAUUUUUUUUUUUUUUGUGACGUUGCAGUAAUGUUGAUAAUGGCCAGCUCCACAUUUAAAGACCAACUUUGGCAUCACAUUAAACCUUCAUAUUUAACAUUCAUACUUGCUAAGUCUUCUCUUUUUAUGCAACUUUGAGAACGUGUCAGUGCUCCAUUAACCUGGACAUUAAGCCUCCCUCACAAACAACCUGUGCCACGCAACCUAUGCAGAUGACCUCACUCUCUGGUGUACCAAGAGCAACACAGGGAAGCAAGAAUCAGGUCUACAGGAAAGCCUCAACAUCACAGAUGUACAUGCACAGAAGGUGGGCACCUAGACGAGCUUCCAUCCCACAAAGUUGGCUGCUAUUGGUAACAAGAUCAAGGCAGUGCAGAGUGGCUUGAGCACAUUACACAGCAAAUACAUCAGAUCCUGCACAUGAUGUAUUAAGAAACCCAAACUAUGCAGUCCCGGUCCAAAAUGACCUAUGCAUAUCCUUGCCUCCGUCUCAACAAUUCGCAGUAAAACAAGCUAAAAGCCAUGGUCUGCUAAUGUCAGAGUAAGCUACAUUUUUAAAAAAUUUUGCAGCCUGUACCAAAGUGACACCAGACUUCGAAGUGACUGUGACACACAACAUGACAGAAGACGAAUUAUUGCGCAUAAAGAACUUCAACACUGUUGACGAAUGUCUAUGGGUCACUCCAAGCCAAAUGCACCAGCUGAAAGCUCAACCCUCUCAGAUUUUUUUUUUUUUUAAUUGUGCAUUUACAAGGUCGAAAUAAAUGCAUUCCAAAGACGUUUUGUGCAGAAACAAAUAAUUUGUCUAACUGAACACCAUUUGAAUUGUACCCUUAAAAGGGCCCUGAAACGCUUUUCCUACUAAUCAUAGAAUGGCUUCAUUAUUAAAGGACGUUGCCGCAUGAGCCUCCCGCCUCAAACAUUUUCCUAAUUCUUGAAGUGUAAGUGGCGUUAGACAUAGUUACGGCACCGAUGAGCGGCUUUCUUUCUCCUUUCAUCUCCGCUAGCAUGCUGGAAGCUACACACUGGAGAUAGCAAGGGGGCAAGGCCCCACUCAAGAGUUGAGCGUCUCACCAGCGAGAGGGCUCGUUGCACCAUUUCAUGGUAGCCACAGUAUCUACGCUAUGCAGCGUGCUGCUGCCAUCUCAGAGGCCAUGCACAGCAGACACAGCUAUGCGCAACUGUCGUGUGUAGACCAGGUGCAAAGAUUAAAUGCUUCAGUCUUUUUGAGAUUGCAGACAUAUAUAAUCAUUUAUUUAACUAAAAUUAACUAUAUUACCACAAUCAUGAAAUGAGGCAAUAACUGUAGGUGAACUUGGCUGCUUGCGAAAUAGCUGCAUGACAACAUUGCAAAGUAGAGAGCAAGCGAUUUUUCAGUUUUUGACAAGAGAUCGUAAAUUCCCUGCUGCAUGCAGUGCAGGAAUAUUUGGCUCACAUGUUCACAGGAGCCUAAUUUACAGAUGAGUAAUGUUUUUUUCAUUAAGUUCAAGAAGUGUUACAGGGCCCCUUUAAGAGCAAACAUGAUGUGAAUUGAUUUCACAAAGGGAAACUCUACAACUUCGCUAUUUACCACUGUACAUGAUUUUUUAAUGGCGUCAGAUCACUCGAGGCAAAUAGAUGCUCUUCUUCAUCAACUUUAGCAAAGCAUUCAACUAAGUAUUACUUGCUAUUUAGUGAAGUGGGUGGAGGCACAUUUAUAAAAUUGAAGUCAAUUUGUUGUGGUAGAUGAUCAGGCUUUCGAUAUCCUUCCAGCCUCUUCUGGUAAGCCGCAGGGCAGUGUACUGGGUCCUUUAGUCUGAUUAUGUGUGCAGAAAACUUUUUGCAGAUGACUAGUAUACAGGGUGUUUUUUUUUAAGGACAAUACAGAUUUUUUAUAAAAAGUAAUGAGCACAGUAAACUUGGCGUUAUUGCAAAAGAGUUCCCAGGCGAAGUGGACAUAACUUGCCGCUAAUAAUGGGAGCUUUAGGAUGCUAAUUAACAAAAAUGCAUUAAUUACCUUGGUUUAUUAGUUCCUAGAAGGCGGUUGUCCAAAUGGCAAAUUUGGAGGCAGUUACAGUGUCAUGCACACCCAUCUUUUAAAUGUCUUGAAAAUUGCACUUAAUUUGAGAUAUUCCUAAUCAAAUUCCAAGGCUAAAUCAAGGCAUUAUCGACACAGAGUGCGUCCAAGUGCCCGUCGGACAUCAACGCCCCAUAAAGAAGUGUGAAGUUUGAAUGAUGGCAUGCCACAGCAAACCCGAUCUGGCAGACAACUGCACCUGCUUGCCAGGCAAUUCGUGCCGUAUCAGUAGCUGCUGCGACUGGCCCUGAUGUUUGGUAUCAAACUUCCUCACGCUUUUUGCCAUGGGGCAUUUUGGUUCAAUGUGAUAGCAGGGCUGCCUUUUAUGCACUCUCGCGACACUUGGUUUCAAUAUUGACAGGAUUUACUGUUAAAAUUCAAUAAAUACUUCAAAUUAGGUGCAACUUUCAAGAUUUAAAAAAAAUGAGUGUGCAUUAAAAUGCAACUGCCUUCAAAUUUGCCAUUUAAACAGCUCCUUAGACACUAAUAAAAAGGUCAAUUUUUUUUUUCUUUUGAAUAGCAGCAAAGUAUGUCCACACUGCCUAGGAAUUCCUCAGCAAAAACACCAUGUUUGCUGCGCAAAUAGCCUUUUUAUUAAAAAAUCUGUAUUCUAUAAACACCCUGUAUAUAAAGAAAUAUUGUCCAAAAGUGACCACGCUGUCUCACAGGACCAGUUGUUCAAUGUGCUGUCGAACAUGGGACAUGGAAGUUAACAUUCAAAAAACAGUCCAGUAGUCGCAUGCAAAGUAUAGCCUAAUAUUUAUGCCUUUACAGCUUACAAUCAAUAGCACAGGUAAGUGAACACAAAUAUUUAGGUGUUACAUUCACUUCGAAAUUAUCCUGGCCAGCUCAUGUUACUGACAUUUUUGCAUCAGCCUUUAGGAAGUUGCGUUUUUGAAGCAGGAAAUUAGGAAAAGCUCCAACAAAGCUUAGAUUAUUGAUACGCAAUACAUAAAGCAGCUCUUAAAAAGAAUGCGCUUCCAUGAUUUGGGAUCCCCGAACUAAACAGGAUACACGAAAGCUAGAGAUGACGCAAAGGAAAGUUGUCAGAUUUAUUCAUGGGAAAUAUAAAAGGAACGACUCCCUUCUAAGCUUAUGCGUGACGACAUUUCAACAUUACAAAUGUGUAGAAAAUAUGCUUGCAUAGUGUAUUUGCACAAUAUUUUAAAAGGUAAACUAGACAUGUCCAUAUCUUCAUAUGUGCAACCCUUAAGUACCUGAAGGAUUUGACACACACGAUCGUGCACUGAAACCGAUUUUUGAAAAAGCAAAUACAUCUAAACAGUUUUUUUCCCACGGACAAUUUCCAACUGGAACACCUAUCCUAAAACUGUUUUUGAGGCGAUUUUUGCAAUGCACUUGAACAUAUGUUGUUGGAUAGGUCUUUUUGUUUGAAUUUGUAUUUUUACAGGAGCAGACAUAUAACAGUGUUCAUUUGUUAGUGUAAAUACUCAUAUUUGUUAAUUUCUUUACUAAUGCUCUAUCUGGUAAUCACAUUCUUUCUAUUUUUUUAAUCAUACUCCACUCCUGCUUGUGCCCAUCUGGCCUGCAGUAUUGUGCAAUAAAAGAAAAAAAUUGUAAAAAACUAUUCUUAAUUCAUUCAAAGUGGAAAUUUCAUCGCAAUACCUUAUAAAGAUUUUGGUUUACUAUACUCGUCCAUGUAGGCCCAGACUAUCUUUAUUUUGCACACACGCACACGCAUACAUACACAUAUAUGUGAACAAGAAAUGAAACUGAGGGGCCCGAUUUUUAUGUCAUAUUAUAAGAAGCCAAGUUUGGAGAUAAGUGCCAUCAAACUUGCCAUAAAAAUGCACUGUUCCUCUUGGUAUUUUUAACAAACACUCAUUUAUGCAUUCAAGCACAAAAGUAACUGGAACACCCAUGUAUUUCAUCCCACAUUUUGGGAAAUAUCUUGAAAUUGGCAUGAUCCUGGAAAUUCAUUUUAAGCCAAUACGUCUUGCAAACUCACUGGCUACAAUUUGUAAAUUGCAAGAUGUGCCAAAGCAAUUAAGAAUCAGUGCAUGUUAGUUAAUUGAAUAUGGUUUGAUUUCUCAUGCUAGUAAUGUCUGCUUCUUUGAAUAAUCUAGCUCAAGAACAAGAAUUAUGCUGUUAUAGGUGAUGUUUAAAAAUUUUGAAGAACUUAAGAAAUUAUCACCCUGUAUUAAAAAUAAAAGUUCAAGCAUAGAAAUCAGAGUGCAUAAUCACGCACAAUUUUCUAAGGCACUGAGACCAAAUUUCCACUUUUACUGAAUUAAAAUCAUUUUUUUUUCUUCUAUACAUCACGUUUUGCUCUAAUGGCACAAUUCAAAUGGUGCUGAGGCAGACAAAUUUUUCACACACGAUAUUGUGCGAAUGCACAAUAUUGUGUGCACACAAAUGCCCACAAUUCUUUUUUUUUAUCCUAGAGGGUCAAGUUUUCAACUGCUGCGCCAGUCAAGGUUGCGUCAUCUUGCAAAGCUUGAAAUACGAGACUCAACAUUUACCUUGUAUCUAGCAAGCUCCACCACCAUGGGACACUAUUCCAAACAUCAAGGUCCUACCCAUUUCCUAAACUGUGUGGACAUUCAUCAAAGCAGAUGACAAGCUUGUGUUAGAUCAUCCAGCCACAUUGACCAUGACACCUACUAUGCUGACCCUGGUCAUAGCUUGAAGUAUACUACUACAGCAGUCAUGGAACUAAGAAACUAGACCACCUGCAGUCACGAAACAGUAUUGUCUCCUACAGAUGCAGAGAUUCAGGCCAUUACAGAAGCCAUCCGCCUGCCCACACCACACACACAAGACACUAACACUAUAUACACAGAAAGCUGACGAGUGCUAUGUGCCUUUAUAAAAAAAUUAAUCCCUGAUCAUAUCCUCAUUGUUAUGUUACGUACCACCGAGUCACUUUCAACUUUUGGCGACACCAUGAACAUAUGAACACCAAUGAGACCCACUUAAGACCUUUAAGGUCACUGCGCUGCUACCAUGUGACAUGAAGAAUGUCCUCCAACCAUUUCGUGCACCAGCGUACCCGUUUUCUCUUACCAUCAACUUCAACAUGCAUUAAUUUACAUUCCAUUGAACUGGCAGCCCACACGACAUGACCAACAUAAUAAAGUCUGUUUCACCCUACACUCAACAAAUACUACAUGCACAAACACCUACAUUACUGGUUCUGGAUUGUGUCCCAGGUCACCAAGAGAUAAAAGGCAAUGAAUAAGCCAAGGCCUUAGGUCAUGAUCUCAUAAUUCUAAGCGAUUCCAUGAUGUGUCCCAAGACCUACUGCCCCAGAUGUGUCAUCUUACUAUCAACAUCACUUACUGCAGAUGAUGCUGUACUGAUCACCAGGCACGACUGCACUAGCCAAACCGGUGUGUCAAAUACAUAAAUGGCCCAAUGCACUACACUUACUGGGAAUGCUUCAGGGCGCUCUCUUCUCCACACAUUUUGAUUUGUUUAAACAUCCCUCCCUCCCU
Dermacentor andersoni is the source of this 13566-nucleotide messenger RNA. RefSeq lists its product as uncharacterized. NCBI's taxonomy places the organism in Eukaryota, Metazoa, Arthropoda, Arachnida, Ixodida, Ixodidae. The record is from RefSeq and is a predicted model, not a curated record.